AUAGAAUCAAGACUUUAAAACAAGAUGAAGAACGAUGAUCUUGUUGGAUUUGCUGAUCCAAAUACGGUCAGUGACAAUGAUGAAGAUAAUGAAAUCGCUAGUAUUAAAAAGAAGAUUUCCAAGAAAUCUGGAGGGUUUCAAUCCAUGGCUCUUAGUUUUCCAGUACUGAAAGGGAUCCUCAAACGUGGAUACAAAAUACCCACACCUAUUCAAAGAAAAACUAUACCAUUGGCUCUUGAGGGAAGAGAUGUAGUAGCAAUGGCUAGGACAGGUAGUGGAAAGACUGCUUGCUUUUUAAUUCCUCUGUUCGAAAAACUCAAAGCAAGGCAAGCAAAAACGGGUGCACGUGCAUUGAUACUAUCGCCUACACGCGAGCUGGCACUGCAGACAUUAAAGUUUAUGAAGGAGUUAGGAAGAUUUACAGGAUUAAAGUCAGCAGUGAUACUGGGAGGUGACAGUAUGGACAAUCAGUUUAGUGCAAUUCAUGGAAAUCCUGACAUCAUUGUAGCUACUCCAGGUAGAUUUCUGCAUAUAUGUAUGGAGAUGGAUCUGCAGUUGAAAAAUAUCGAAUACAUUGUUUUUGAUGAGGCUGAUAGAUUAUUUGAAAUGGGUUUUGGAGAACAGAUACAAGAAAUUGUAAACAGAUUACCAGAAUCACGUCAAACACUAUUGUUUUCUGCUACUUUGCCCAAAAUUCUAGUAGAUUUUGCAAAAGCUGGUCUAAGUGAUCCAGUUUUACUUCGUUUGGAUGUUGAGAGUAAGCUGCCUGAAGGAUUGACAUUAUCUUUUAUUACGUGUCGCCCUGAAGAGAAAUUAGCUGUACUUCUAAGCUUACUAAAAAGAAUUAUUAAGUCCGAGUCACAAACAAUUAUAUUUGCGGAAACUAUGCAUCAUGUAGAAUAUAUUCAUCAGAUAUUAGAUAAAGCGAGUAUAUCUAACACUUUCAUUUAUUCAAAUUUGGAUCCUUCUGCGCGUAAAAUAAACGCAGCUAAAUUUCAAAUCGGUAAAGUGAGAGUUCUCAUAGUAACAGAUGUUGCCGCUAGAGGAAUAGAUAUACCACAUCUCGACUGUGUAAUUAAUUUUAAUUUUCCCGCAAAAUCUAAACUCUUCGUACACAGAGUAGGACGAUGUGCUCGAGCUGGACGUAUUGGAACGGCAUAUAAUAUUGUGAGCUCGGAUGAAUAUCCUUAUCUCUUAGAUUUGCAUCUCUUUCUUGGUCGACCUUUAAUAAUAGUGCCGACUACAGAAAUCGAUGAAAGUAUGGAAUAUGCUAUAGGAAAAUUGCCACAAGCCAUGGUAGAGGAAGAAUUAGCUGAAUUAAUCAAUUGGCACAAUACUUCUACUGAUCUGAUAAAUAUGCGAAAAGUAUGCAACAACGCCUAUCAACAAUACGUUAGAUCACGACCAAGAGCUUCGGCAGAAAGUGUCAAAAGAAUUAAGGAGCUUCGCAUAAAUGAAGCCGGAAUUUUACCCGAGUAUUCUGAUGCUUCUCACAUUAAUACAGCGGAUAUAAUAUCCAGGAUGAAAAACUAUAAACCGCAGGGAACGAUAUUUGAAAUUGGUACGAAGACAAAUUCAACUGAUUAUAAAGUGAUGAAAACGAAACGAAUAUUUCACAAGGAAAAUAUUCUUAAUUUCCGUAGAAAGAUGGAAGAAUAUAAAACCGAUAAAAUCAAUACGGCAUCAGAAUUAUCUCAAAAGGUCAAUCUACCAUCCAGCAACACGGAAGAAAUUAAUGCUGCAUUUAAAACGGUGAUAGUUCCAAAGAAAAGAACUAGUGACGAUUUAUACAAACUUUCAAAGAAGAAGAAACAUUUAACGAAGCGGGAUGAAGAAUAUUAUAUACCUUAUUCUGCACCAGAUAAACAUACAGAGGAUGGUUUAGCAGUUAACACGUUUGCCACUGAAGCUGAUAAGGCGCAGAUGGAUUUAACAGCAGAUAAUGAAGAUGGUCAACAUCUUCAAACGCAACUGAAAAAGUGGGAUAGGAAAAGGAAGAAGAUGGUCACCGUCGAAAGAGACCCGAAGGCGAAAAAAAUACGCACUGAAUCGGGAGUAUGGAUACCUGCUACAUAUAAAACAAAUCGUUAUAACAUGUGGAAAGAGAAGAGUAAAAUCGAUGAAAACGAUAGCGCAGAUGAUAGUGAGGAAGAAUCUUCACAAUCAAAAAAUUUACGAACUACUGCAAAUACGCAUUGGGCACGGCACAACCAGAAGCUUAAAGACAAGAUUAAAAUAAAGAACGAGCUGAAGCGACCCGAACAAGUCUUAAAGGCACGCAAACUUCUGGAGAAAAAACGCCAAAAAAAUGGCAGAAAAAGAAAUAAAGGUCAAAAAAAUCGUACAAGGAAACAUUAA
Trachymyrmex septentrionalis is the source of this 2358-nucleotide messenger RNA. Its product is annotated as ATP-dependent RNA helicase DDX54. NCBI's taxonomy places the organism in Eukaryota, Metazoa, Arthropoda, Insecta, Hymenoptera, Formicidae. The transcript has 12 exons. Gene Ontology annotation, cellular component: nucleus. Gene Ontology annotation, molecular function: RNA binding; RNA helicase activity; ATP binding. The record is from RefSeq and is a predicted model, not a curated record. Bases 25 to 2358 code for a protein of 777 amino acids.